Ochotona curzoniae (black-lipped pika) is the source of this 1134-nucleotide messenger RNA. RefSeq names its product spermatogenesis associated 32 (gene SPATA32). Gene Ontology annotation, biological process: spermatogenesis. Gene Ontology annotation, molecular function: actin binding. Lineage: Eukaryota; Metazoa; Chordata; Mammalia; Lagomorpha; Ochotonidae. The record is from RefSeq and is a predicted model, not a curated record. The transcript has 4 exons. The coding region runs from base 1 to 1134 and encodes 377 amino acids. Gene Ontology annotation, cellular component: perinuclear region of cytoplasm.
AUGGGGGUGACAGGUCCCAAUGGGUUUCCAUGCUGCGGCCAGAAGUCAGUGGAGACUGUGGAGAUACCAGGCCCUCCAUGGCAAGGCCUCCAGUUCUCAUUCCCUCACCUGUCUCUUGUACCCUUGCAGCUGGAGGCAGAGUUGAUGGAACAGAAUGCCCCCUAUGAAGAGGACUUAGAUCUGGACACGGUCCCAGACCUGGAUGUGGUCUCAGAGAAAGACUUAGACAUGCUGCAGCAGGAGCUGCUCCCGGCAGCCAAGCCCGACCCCGAGCCGGACCUGGAGCCCGCAUGGCAGGCCAUCACCCCGGAGCUGAGCAGUGAGGACACUCUGCCACAGGGCUACAAGAUUGAAUCCUUCCCCUCCCGCAUAGAGGACUUGCCCUCGCUGCAGAGCUCGGCACAGCAGAGCUACCAGACCUUGGCAUCCAGUCAGCACCGUUCCAUCCGCGUGCAGACCUCCAAGCACCUCUUCUGGGCUGACAAACUCAUUCAGGCCUCGGAGCACAGCCUGCAGCAGGCAAUCCUCAGGCAGCAGGUCCAGCGUGGCCCAGGCCAGGGCGCCGAGGCCAGGGACACUGUUCCCAGCUCCCAGAGCGCCGAUGUCUUGCCAGAGCAACCAGCCACAGAACUCCAACAGACCCCAAGCCCCAGCGUGUCCGCCAGUUCCCCACCAUUGCAGGGCCUCGGUCUGGCAGAGCUGGUCAGCUUAGCUUCUUCCUUGGCCAUGGCCUCCUCCAGUAAGAUGGACAUACCCAGUUUGGAGCAGAUUGUCAAAGCUUCCCCCAAGAAGGCCGAGGAGCCUCCUCCAGAGCCGGCCCAGGCCACAGCAGAAGACAAGCCAGAGCCAGAAUCAUGCACAGAGACAUUGCUAGAGAAAACACCUACAGGAGAGGGGCAGCAGAACGCUCAGAAGCAAGAGAACAAGACGUCCCCUGGCCAUUACCUUGACUUCAGCAAGCCGGGAGUCAAGCGAGCCAACAUUGAAGGGGAAGUGGUGCUUCUCCAGCCACCAGCCAGGUCCUCCCAGCUGCAGGGAGCCAGGGAAGACUCGGUGCCGGGAACCAAGAAAGGGAAUCCAUUAUUGCUGAAAAUCCAUUUUAAGCUGUCGUCCCCCUCCACCCCAGAGAAAUGA